AAUUCCCACAUGUACCGUUCGCUCACUCAACACUGGAACUAAUCCGUACAACGGGCAAGUCACAUCACUCGCCACACCACCCACAGAGCACCACAGCUCAACACCAUGUACCUGAAGAGCGCCCUCCUCUUUCUCGCCGCCGCGACAGGCUUCGGCACCGCCAACGCGGACUUCAUGGUCUACACCGAGCCCCCAAUCCCCACCACGGCCAUCCCCUCAUUCGCAAACCCCUCCGACGCCUCGUCCUGGACAACAUCCGUCUUCCUUAACGCCAACUUCGCAUACCGCAGCUUCACGAGCGCGCUCGGCGCGCCCUACAAAUCCUCCUCGUCAUCCGCGGCAUCCGAGAUCGCGGCGUUCGUUGCCACGGCGAAUUACAGUGUCCCCGCGCAGGUGACGGGCAGCGGGACGACGACGUUUUUCGGCGCGCCGACGUGGUAUUCUGCGUUGCCGAGUGGCGCGCGCGCAUUCAAGGAGCAGCAGGUUGCCGACCAGUUUAGUAUUGUGCGGUCUGUUAUUGGGAGGCAGACGACGAGUAGUAGUACCGGGGCUGCGGGUCAGCCGACGGGGAGCCCGUGGGUGAGGAAGGAGUUUGGGGCAUUGGCUGCCGCGGCUGCGGCGGCGUUCUUGUGAGGGGGGAGCAUGAUGGAGGCGUGUAGGACCCAGCACUGUCGGUUGAAGCCGUGCGAGGAAAUAUGCAGAUCAUUCUGAUUCUAUCAAUUUACGCAGCGCACGCAUUGCUAGCUAGUUCAACGUAGCUCUUCUAUUUAGUACAAUCUAGACUGACGGCACCUCAGG
Molecule: messenger RNA, 798 nt
Organism: Didymella exigua CBS 183.55
Lineage: Eukaryota; Fungi; Ascomycota; Dothideomycetes; Pleosporales; Didymellaceae
Exons: 2
Coding region: 106-633 (175 amino acids)
Source: RefSeq, a predicted model, not a curated record